AUUGAUCCCACCCUUGUGUGGUGGGUGUGAACUUCAGGCCAGUUUUGUUUCCGCAGUGCCAUUGGCUCAGUAACUGAGAACAGCACUUUCAAAUUUAAGCAAUACGACUCCAGAAACUUUUGCUUCGACCAACAUAAGCUGAGAGAUGCCUGCAUCCUAUUCCACCAACAUGAGGCUGAAAUUUUCUUUGCUGGCAAUAGCCCUGGAAGUUGUGAUUAUUGUACAAUACGCAUUGUUUGUUACAUAUGAAACAGCAGCAGAUUCCAGAAAACCUAAUGGAACAACUACAGAUUUCGACAGGUUAUAUCCAAGUUUUCAGGAUGUGCAUGUCAUGAUCUUCGUUGGAUUUGGAUUUCUGAUGACUUUCUUGAAGCGAUAUGGAUUCAGCAGUGUUGGGUUCAAUUUACUCAUUGCUGCCUUUGGUCUUCAGUGGGGCGCCCUGAUGCAAGGCUUUCUGCAUCACUUACAUGAUGGGAAAAUCAAGAUCGGUAUUACAAGCAUGAUCAAUGGAGACUUCAGUACAGCGACAGUGCUAAUUUUUGGAGCAAUUUUGGGAAAGACCAGCCCAGUUCAACUGCUGAUUUUGACCGUCCUUGAGAUUACCAUAUUUGCAGCAAAUGAAUUCCUGGUUGGUGAAGUUUUGAAAGCCAAAGAUGUUGGGGCAUCGAUGACCAUUCAUGCUUUUGGGGCAUACUUUGGUCUUGCUGUAUCACGUGUUCUCUACAGAUCUGGUUUGAAAGACCAUGAAAAAGAAGGAUCGGUGUACCACUCUGAUAUAUUUGCUAUGAUCGGAACUAUCUUCUUAUGGAUGUUUUGGCCCAGCUUCAACUCUGCCAUUGCACCUACCAGUGACGGUCAGUACAGAGCUGUCAUAAACACCUACUACUCCCUGGCAGCGUGUGUGCUCACUGCCUACGCCCUCUCAAGUUUGCUUGAUAAGAAAGGAAAAUUGGACAUGGUCCAUAUACAGAAUGCAACUUUGGCUGGGGGUGUAGCUGCUGGAACCACCGCUGACAUGAUGAUCUAUCCCUAUGGAGGCCUUCUGAUUGGGUUUGUAGCUGGAAUCAUCUCCACACUUGGAUUUAAGUACCUGACACCAAUUUUAGCAUCUAAAUUGAAGAUACAUGAUACAUGUGGUGUACAUAAUCUGCAUGGUAUGCCUGGAAUAAUUGGAGGUCUGGCUGGUAUAGUUGGAGCGGCAAUGUCCAGCACAGUCUUAUAUGGAAAUGGCCUUAGCAACACGUUCCCAGAAAGACCCAAGAGAACUGCCAUUCAACAGGCUGGGUUUCAAGCUGCUGGACUGGGAGCAACUCUUGUUGUGGCCAUUGUUGGAGGAGCCAUUACAGGUUUCAUUAUUAGCUUGCCAAUUUGGGGACAGCCACCGGAUCAAAAUUGCUUUGAUGAUCAGAUUUACUGGGAGGUGCCAGAUGCUGAGGAUGACGGUGAACAACUAAACUCUUCAGAACAUGUUCAAAAGCCACAAGUGAAAGAAGGAACUUACUGUCAAGUGUAAUGACUGGUUCUGAAGACAAACAUGGGCAUCAGCAAGUUCCCGCAAAAAGCUCUGAGCUGAAAGUGCAAAGAAAUGUUCAUUGUAUCAAAUAGUCAAUUUUGAUCUAUCUACUAUCCAUUUGUGGUAUAUUUGUGAAACAUUUAUAUUUGUAAAUGCCCCCUUUUUUAAACAAUUCAAGAUUAUUAGACAAGGUUGAGAUUUAAAACAAUUUGUACUUAAGUAUUUAGAAACCAUUACAAAUAUAGAAUCGAAUAUAGAAUAUAGAACACUGUAUAUUGAAAAUUGAUAUAGCACAUUGUAUACAAGUUAUCUGUAAUUAUUUCUGCUUUAAUCAUUUAUUAGCUAUUAAAUUGUU
Callorhinchus milii (elephant shark) is the source of this 1868-nucleotide messenger RNA. RefSeq names its product Rh associated glycoprotein (gene rhag). The record is from RefSeq and is marked provisional. Gene Ontology annotation, molecular function: ammonium channel activity. Gene Ontology annotation, biological process: ammonium transmembrane transport; ammonium homeostasis. Lineage: Eukaryota; Metazoa; Chordata; Chondrichthyes; Chimaeriformes; Callorhinchidae. Gene Ontology annotation, cellular component: plasma membrane.